Molecule: messenger RNA, 6052 nt
Organism: Leptidea sinapis
Lineage: Eukaryota; Metazoa; Arthropoda; Insecta; Lepidoptera; Pieridae
Exons: 6
Coding region: 266-2920 (884 amino acids)
Molecular function (GO): protein binding
Source: RefSeq, a predicted model, not a curated record
GCGACCCAUGCUUACGUUUCAUUCGCAACGCGUGUUAUAACCCAACUUAUCCUCUUCGUCAUACAUUGUGACUUAAGUGAAGUGAAUUUCGAUAAAUAAAACUAAGUUCUUCAAUAAAACCUUUACCUUAAAGUGGUAAAGUAUACUUUAAGUGAAGUACAAAGGCAGGACGACGAAUUGUUUGUUUUUACCAAGAAUAUGCCGGCUCGCUAAUUGCUUGAGCGUUAGCGGAGUGAAAGCGACAAUAAUGAAACGGUAGUUAAGAAUGCGGUGGUUCAGGAAAGGUGAGCCGCCUCGGCUGCUUGCCGUUUCUCCAGAUGCGGAACCGCGAACUAGUCGCCACUCACGAUUAGAUCUCUCACCUGUAAACUUCUCCAAUGGCAGCAGUAGUUCGGUGGAGACGAAUUUCUACAAUCUGAGCGAUCAAGUUAUAAUUGUAGGAAAAUCUCCACAUCCUUGUCAUCGUACAAGCGACACUCCAGUCACCCGUCGUAUAUCUCUACAAAACAAUGCAACUUCGCCACAAGAAAGUUGCAAUUCUAGUCGUAAACUACGCGGAGGCUCUUUAGAAAAAGACUCCAACAUGGUUUUCAGAGAAAGACGUAAUCCAUUGUUAGAUAAAGUUAAGAAUACAAAACUUUCCUGUUUCAAAUCAAAUGGAGUCUUUCGACAAGAUGACGCUUUAUCAACGUCAGGAAGCGAAUGCAGUGGUUUUGGCCAAGUAGAUGAUAUGAAUCAAUAUCGUUUUGUAGAAAAUUAUCCAGAAUCUCAAAUUGAAUUUGAAAAUCACAAUCCAUGGGUUAAAAUGCAAAAUUAUGACGAUGAAGUAUUUUAUGCUAAAAGCCCCGUCGAAUUGAAUUGGCGAGAUGGUAAAUCUUUCACCAAUAGGGGAACUAGAUGUUAUAGUUCUGGUUCCGAAUGUGAUCGUUACCAUGUCAUUCCCAAAGCAGGAACAAAGCUUUCAAAAUCAAGUGAUCAAAUAUUUAAUGAUGAUUUCGAAACAUAUGAUGAAACAUCAAUUGAUGUACAAUCUGAUAGAAAGACUGAUAAGUAUAAGAUCAAAAGCGACAAGGACACUAUCGGGCCAAGUUCAUGCUUAUCUGCGAAAUUACGAGCUAUGUCUGAUAGAUAUUUAAGAUCAUCAACAAAUAAACUAUUAUCCAAAUUAUAUAAGCAAAGUGAAGAUGACAAUGUUGCUCUUAGUAACGUCAGUGAAAUCAAAACACCCAGUGCAGUAAAUAAAAGCCGCAAAAGAAGAGGUGGGGUAAAAGCAAAACUAAGAAGUUUCUCAUAUGGAGCCUUGCCAGGUUUAGAUGAGUUUCAAAAAAGUCAUAAUUCAGUAUUUCAUGACGAUGUGUACAAUAUGACUUGUGAUGAUGAAAAUGUUUUAAUACAAGACUGUGAGGAUGCUGAUUCUGGGAUAUUAGUUAACGAGUCCGCAGCAUCAUCAAUAUUUGAUAAUGAUAGAAUAUCUAUUCGUUGUGAAAGUUCCGCAUCUCAAACUAAUCCUCAGAUACCGUGCCAUAGUAGAAGUGUAUCUGGUGAUCAAGGCUAUAAUAAAACAAGAAUCUCGCAUAGAAGGAGUAGAGAACGAUAUGAUGCUCCAAAACCUAAGCCAAGGAAUUCCCAAAGAGCUUUAUCCUUAGAUCGUAAAGAAAUACUGAGGCGAAUGCCAAAGACAGACGAUUAUUUAGAGCCUCAAUAUCUUCAGCUCACAGAAAAACAAAAAAUGCGUCAAAGAGAUGUUACUCAUGUAGACUGCGGAAUACCCCCGAUCCCUCCCUGCCGUAAGCCACUUAAAAAUUCUAAUAAGGUGCAGUCGGAAUUCAAAGUUGUCAAAAUAAUUAGAAAAGCUCCAUGCGAUGAACUAGGAAUAUUUAUAGCCAAAACCAAACUUACUGAUGAGGGACACAUUGGAUAUCUAGUAGCUCAUGUUGUUCCUGAUGGCUUAGCGGCUAAAGAAGGAACGCUACGAAUUGGUGAUGAGCUCUUAAAUGUUAACGGCAGAAGACUCAGAGACCUCACAAUGUCAGAAGCCAAGGAAGCACUGAGAUCUGGUUCGUCUGAAAUUGAUAUUGUUAUUUGUAGACCAAGAGAAAAAUCUUCAUGUUCAAAAAUUCAACAAGAUUCCCAUCGUCAAAGAAAUGGCGACUCAAUGAGGGAAAGUUCAGUGGACUACGAAAACGCAAUUUUGUUAGGCAAGGAUAGAAAUAGUGAUAAAUAUGACGUCAGAAAGGGACAACGUAAGUCUCAGGACGAAUUGUCGUGUAAUCGGAAUGCGUUAUCAGUGUCAAAUGAAACGGACGCCGUGGGUGCGGUGGCCACUCAUUCACAUUUCGUAAAAGGCCAGAACGCAAACUACAGUAGUAUGAACAACAAACUUUUGCGUCGGCAGGUUGUCAGUUACAGUGGUGCUGAUAAAGAUGAGUUAAUACUUAGUUGUGCGAGUGAUGUAGUGGAUGUGGACACACCGGACGGUAUAACCGAAAAGAAUGCUGAUAGAAUUGAGGAUAACAAUGAUAUUCAAACACCGAAUGCAGCUAACUUCUGCACUCUGCCAAGAAGACCGCGGGCACCAACACAUACGUAUCACACAAUCACAUUCGAGAAAGGUCAUGGGAAAAAACCUCUUGGAUUCACAAUUGUGGGUGGACGCGACUCACCCCGAGGCCCGCUUGGGAUUUUUAUCAAAAGUAUUCUUCCACAAGGUCAAGCCAUAGAUGAUGGUAGACUGAGUGCCGGAGACGAGGUUCUAGCAGUCAACGGGCAAGCCUGUCACGAGCUCGCGCACAUAGAAGCCCUGGCUCUCUUCAAAGCUGUCAAACAUGGCUCAAUAGAACUCAGAGUGUGCCGUAGAGUGAAAAAUAAUCAAUCAACUAAAGCAAAAUCGUGUACAGAUCUUUUAAAUGACGAUGACUGAAGCAUCAGUUCUACAAACCAAGGAAGGAAGAGAGUGCAUCGAAUUUACCUCUAAAGGAAAAGAAUAUUGACUAAACGUCGGAAUAUCCCGAACUAAUUAUAAAAUGAAUAUCAAUGAAAUGGGAAAUGAUGACUGUUGAUUGGGGAGUGUAUAUCUACCAUUAUGACAUUAAAACAUAAAGAACUCAAUGGUAAUUGGUUGCUUCAAGUAAUUGAGGGACAGAUACAAAAAAUAUUUAAAAUAGCUGCUGUAAAUUUCAUCAGUCCCACUACCACGUUGUAUAUUUGAUUUAAUUCAAGUUAUUGGCAUGGCUUCUUAAAUAUUAGCCAAGUUUAAUAUGAUGAUUGAAAAUGUAUUUAGAUUUGCUAAUUAAGGACGUACUUACACUAUGUGAUUCUCAUAAUCCUUUAAGAAUAAUAAUUUUAUCAAACAAUUGCGUGCCAUGUUUAGUCGUAAGCACAUCAAUUACAUUUAAUAUUAAUAACUUAGAUUAAGGAUCGGUCUUCGCUGCGCUCCAACUAGAUACCGCAGGCGUAGUCUCAAAGUGCGGCAACUAAUACUACGCAUGUGGGCGUCCUCGAGCCAGUCCUGAACAAUGUGUGACGUUGACGUGCCAGUUUUCUGUUAAACUUUGCUAAUAAUUGGAACUAAAUUGCCGGGUUGCCUAGUAAAACUUUGUAAAAAUAAUUCAACAAGAAAUAAGAAAGACACUGGGAUCACAUAUCUGUAAAUAUUUUAGGGUUUUAAUAAUUUCACUGUAAAAUAACAUGAAGCGUAUGUUAAAAUUUUUUGAAAGAUGCUACGCACACAAGCAUCUAAUAAUUGCCAUAAUAAAAAAGCUAUAGUUGUUAGGUAGUGGGUAGAGACCAAUCCUUAAUCUAAGAUUAUUAACUUUUCUAUCAAAACCCAAGUUAGACGUUGUACAAAGUAAAAAUGAUAAUAGCUUUUAUUGUUUUUCUUUUGUUUUUUCUGAUAUUUAUGUGUAAAUGUUUUAUAAAAUCUGAUUGAGAAACAUAUUAUGGAAUUUAUGUGAUAAUAUUUUGAGUAAGUACUUUUGAUUUCGAUUGUAUAUGUAUUAAAUUAUGUCUGUUCAAAUAAUUUGCUUAAUUUUAAUUAAUGCUCAAACUACAAAUGGUUUUUUUAUAUAAACUCAUAGGUUAUCCCAAAGAUACUAUUAGUAGUAAUUAAUAAUGAUUUUAGUGUUUUAAAUAAAAUAAUAACUAAAAUGAAAGAUCAUACUGCUAUAUAUUCCAAAGUAAACUAUUGUCUGAUUUCGUAUAUUUAAGUUUCAUGUUCUCGAAAGUUAGUCCUUUUUGGAACGGUCUGCUAAAUAUAUAUUAUGUUCAUAAUCAUUUUCUUACUUCAAUAGAAAUUUUUGUUUAAGAAAAAUAUACUCAGAAUUUUUUAUCUAGGUACAGUCAAGUAGGUUGAUGCGCAUAUUAGCUGACUUAUUGCUUGAAAUAUGGAAAUAUCUUAAAGAUUAUAUUCGCUUAACACUUCCGCACAAACACCAUAUAAGCGUUGCAAAGAAAUAUAGCCUAAAGUAUUAUCAAUUGUCAUCAGCAAUUUAGGCCUAAUGCUAUAAAUACAUGUUUGGGCUAUAAGGCGUUACGCGAAUCAAAUUCCUUGACUAUACAUACAGCGUUCUGAUACAUUUAAAAAUUAUUGUAUAAAAUGUUAAAUUACUAAUGUAAUUAUGUUAAGUGUUAUAUUAAGUGGAUAUUAGAUACUUAUAUUUGUUUCUUCAGUCAUUUUCAAUUUAAUUUCUUCUUCUGCAUCAUUAUAGAAUAAACUCAUCCAUACCUUAACUAAAAAUUAUUUUGAUCAAUAAAAUUUAAACAUGUGGUGUUAAGGGUAGGCUCCCAUAAUUAUAUGAGAUUUUCUCGAGAUUUUACAACUAAAUUAAAUAUACUAUCAAAGAGAAAUUUAAAUAUAAUAUCUAUUUUCAAAUCUUUUUCUUUGUAAUCUAAAAUUAUUAAUAUUAUAAUUAUUUUUGUGAGCCUACUCUCAAGUAUAGUACUUGUUACCGCCUUUGAUACAUAUUUUAUAGUUCACUCUACGAUACGAUCCACAAGUCACGGAACCAGUUCUUCAGCUCUCGAAGACAAUCAUUCCGUAUCAAACCUCCACGCACGCUAUCCUAGUUACUUGUUCUUGUACAUAUUGUAUUAAGUAAAUUAUCAGAGUUGUAAUAUAGACAUAUUUAAAGUUCGCAUCUGUUCAAGUACUGAACAGUGGAGGAACCUGUUGACACCUUGGCCCUAUGUGUUUGGUGAUGAAUACUCAAAUAAUUGAUCUUUCAAAAUAUGCAAAAAUAGUUUGAGUACACUUCGUCAAAUAAAAGUAAAAAAUAGAUAUCUAAAAACUGUCUGUAAAAUGAAAUAUAUAUAGACCGAGGAAAACUAUACUGUACACAAGAGUUUCUCAUUUAGUUUUAUGAGAAUGAAUGUGUUUCUUAGACUCUAGUGCAUUAAAAUAUAUGAUAGGCAUUAGAAAACAGAUAUGAUGAAUUAUUUAAUAUGUUUCAAAUGGCUUAGACUUAAUUUCUUGCAGCUAUUUAAGUGUAAUAGCUUUCAAUUUCUUUUUGAGAUGGUAAAAAAUAGAUUAUAAUCUACAGAAAAUAAAUUUGUAAUGAGUUUAUCGACCUAUAAUAGUUAUUUAUGCAACUGUUGUGUAAUAUGGUAUUAAAACUCGAUUGUGGGUUUUAAUACCUUAUUAUCAACAGUUGCAUACAAAACUUUAUCUACACCCAUAUAUGAAUCCUCUAUAAAAGAUUCUGAAACAGUUAGCUUACUGCUAACAUUAGAAAAGCCAGUCUCAAAGCCAUCAUCCAAACGAGUGUUGUAAUGUUGUAUUUAAUUUUAUUACAACUCUCGUUUGAUGUGAUGGUUAUUAGGACAUUGGGUGUUUUAAUGUUGGCAAUAAGCUAACUGUUGUAAUAAUCUUUAAUAGUUAAUUUAAAGCAUGGGUGUAGAUAAAAUUUAAUAUUAUGAAUUAGGGUUUUUUUAUGACGAUAUUCCAGAUUCUAAUUAGCGAACAUAUUCACACAAAUGAUUUAAUAAAUAAUGCAAAAAUAUAUAUUAUGAUUAGGUUUGAAAAAUAUUUAUUAUGAUUACAUUGAAGAAUUAUAGA